Messenger RNA from Durusdinium trenchii, 1983 nucleotides. The record is from the annotation of a GenBank genome assembly. Lineage: Eukaryota; Dinophyceae; Suessiales; Symbiodiniaceae.
AUGGCCCAGUAUGCCACGUCAGCGGGAUGGCAGCACCACCAAGUCCAGGCACAACUGCAGCAGCAGCAGCAGUAUCCUCACUUGCUGUGGCCGCAGCAGAACGCCUUCUUGGCGACAGGCAGUGCCAGCUGUUGGAGUUGGCGUCCGGCUUCGCCAGCACAACCGCUGCAGAGCUUGUGGCCACCACGCUCACCUUCCCCGCCAUGGGAGCCACCGGUGCGAGACCCUGCUGUGGAGGCUAUGAUCCAGGAGCUUGGCAUCACCGCCUCCGAAGAGAAGGACUUCGCAUGGACCCGUGGCCGCAGCGGCGAAUCUGUGACGGGCCGUCCGCGGCGCCCGAAGGACAUUGGAGGGGCCAAGCCGACCUACCACGAGGUUCCAGCACGUCAUCAGCACUUCGAGAGGCUGGACUCGGAAGAUGAGCUGCGCGGCAUCGAAGAGGCCUGCUUCAUACGAUGGAGCACUGCAGCUCAGGAUGCUGCCGAUCUUGCAUCCGAGCCGAGCACCAGCAGCCGCUACCGAGCUCAAGGAGAUGGAAAAGGAGCUGAACUGCCAACUCCUCGGCUCACCAAGCGCCGCUUAAAAGCCACGCAGGUGCAGGCAGACAUGAUUUGGAGGAAAUACUAUAUUCCUGCUUCCCGCCUCCCGGAGCUUCUGGCGCAGCGAGAAGAGCAGCACACAAAGUUUAAGGAGCUGCAGAGCAAGAGCACUGAAGCCAAGAAUAAAUGGCACAGAGCCUUCGACUUCAUGAUGGAAGGCAAUGAUGUUGAUCGUGCCCUUCGCAAUGUACGCGACAUUUCCAGCAAGAUUCGACAAUACAUGUUCUUUGGUGAAAGUGAAAACGCUGUCCUGAAGCUGCAGAGCACGUUAGCUCAGUACCACCGUACUUGGGAUCAAAAGCGCUAUGGCAGACUGACAGCAGGCCUCAGUGAUAUCGCAAGGCUGGCCUAUCCAAUCGAACAAUUGAUCGACACACGCACCUUUGAGUGCCAUGAAAUUGUGCAGCAAGAGCUGAGUGUGGCAAUUCAGAAUGAACUGACUCGUCGCGCUGAACCCAUGGAGCUGCAGCGUAUGGAUCGUGAGACGGACAACGUUCUGCAGCAAUCCGAGGUUGCCAGGUCGAGCAUCAACAGGAAAUUGGAUGAUUUGCGGCAUUCGAUCCAGCGGACAGCAAGGGACGCAGGCGCUUUCAUACAGCGUGUCAAGAUGACCUUGCAGCAAGUGCUGGCUGACAUCAAUGAGUUCACCACGGCGCAUGCCAACAUGAAGAAGGCGGAGAAAGAUUACAAGGCAGACAUGUUUGACCAACAGCGGCGGAACGAUGGCUACAAGGAAUCACUUGAGAAGCUCGAAGCUCGCAGAAAGCUAGCAGAAGCAAGGUUGCAGGCUGAUCUGGAAACCUUGCGCUCUGAGCAUACCAUUCUCCGACGCACCCUGGAAACCCUCAUCAAGAUGCAUGAGGAAAGCCGAACCAGGGCGACCGAGAUCGCCAGCUGGUUACAAGUACUUGCUGGUCAGAGAUUGGAGAGGACUUCGGAGCUCAUGCUCGAUGUCCACGAGUUGCGGAUCCGGCGCCGGCGAGCAAUGUUUAAGCGCUUGCACUGGCUGGACGUGCAACGCAUAGUUUCUAUUGUUGCUCAGUUAAGAGCAAGAUUGGCCACGUCCAGCGAAAAGCUUCGGAAAGCCAGGCUUCAAAAGGAGGUGGAACUGUAUCGGUCCAUCACCAGCGAAGCCAAAGUCUUGAAGCUCGAGCUGCGUGGACGUUGCCGAGAGCUCAAUGGAGAUGGCACCGUGAAGGACGCUGAGGCCUUGCAAAAGGUGCUGAAAGGAGCAGAACAGUCCUGCCAGGGAUUCUUCAGUGUGCUGGCAGAGGAGCUCCAUGCACAAGCGCAAUGGCUUCGACGACACCAAAUUUGGGUUGGCCUUUCUGCGCAAACGUUCACUCUGAUACGACCGGGGUGCAAACAUGGCAGUGAAAGCUAG